GACAAGCUGAAGGGGUGGAGUUGCAGGGUGUGGUUAUUAGGGUCAGGGCAGCUAGGGAGGAGAGGUGGAGUGUAGGGAAACAGAAAUGCUGAUAGAAUAGAGACGGCUGAGAGAUAAUACUGUAGGGAGGAGGUCACCAUAGCCACCAUAUAGAUUUGGGGAAACAGUGCAGUAAGGGCUAUUAGUAGGAGAGGACCCCACCCCUCAACACUCCCACUGCUAGGAGGACAGCAGUGUAGCGCAGAGAGCUGCAUACAAUCUGAGCAGGGGAAACCUGAGAGAUCCCCCCCAAAUAAAUGGAGACUGUCUUGUGAAUUGGCCGUAUAUAGAUUUUAUACAUUGCUUUCACCAGGGCCCCACCCCAUAAACACACCCAGAAUGUACUGAGGAGGAGGACGGGAGGAAGACAAAAAGAAGAGAAGGCAGCCUGGUCAGGGAGACCUCAGUCCAGAGAUUAUAGCGGGAUCCUCCAUUGCCUACAGGAGAGCGACAUUAAUCUGGCACCAGGGCUUCAGCUGAGAUCCUUUCUGUGGGUGCUGGGCAGCGGGCGAUGCAUCCGGAGACACAGGCGGCCUACAAUUCCUCACCUCUAAUGUCGUCCCAUUGCAAAAUAAGUACCGAGAGAUCAGCACCAUCUCUCCUUAGUGACAUCAAGAUGGAGCCACCUGAGCAACUCUUAGACAGUGACUGCAGUUUGCCGCAGGCUGAACCAGUUGACCUUUCUCUACAUAAACCCAAACGCUCAACUCGCCAUUCUCAGAGUCCUCUUACUACUACGACCUUGUCACUGGGAACACCUCUAUCAGCACCUCCUUCAGUGGUCUCGCUGUCUGGCCUUGGUUCAGCUGUUCCUGCCGUUCUUUCUCCAGGUUCCAUCUUGGCUUCGACACAGGGCAGUGGUGGACAGCAAAUACUUCAUGUCAUUCACACUAUCCCCUCUGUUAAUUUGCCCAGCAAAAUGGGCAGUUUGCAAACCAUUCCUGUUGUGGUGCAGUCAUUGCCUGUGGUAUACACAACAUUGCCUACAGAUGGUGUAACUGCGGCUAUUACAGUGCCACUAAUAGGACUUGAUGGAAAACCAACAGGGAGAACCCAUAGUCUGAUGGUACAGUCACCAAUUUCUGAAGUUGAAGACUCAGAUUCAAGGGCAGACCAGUCUCCAUGUGACCUUGGACAAGUUGAUUUCUCACACAAUUCAGGUAAACUAGAUCCGGACUUGAUGUCCGCAGUUGAGAUAAACAGUGACAGUGAUGAGAGCCUCAUGGAGACAUCCUCCUCCUUCCAAGACACACCGCAAGGGUCACGCCUCAUCCGGAUGCAGCGCAGUGGCACAGGUUCUCCAGAUCUAAGAAAAAGGAGAGCUCAUCAGUGCGACUUUGAAGGAUGCAAUAAAGUGUACACUAAGAGUUCUCAUCUAAAAGCCCACCGGAGAAUACACACAGGAGAAAAGCCGUACAAAUGUACAUGGGAGGGAUGCACAUGGAAAUUUGCCAGAUCAGAUGAAUUGACUCGGCAUUUUCGUAAACACACAGGCAUUAAGCCUUUCACGUGUUCGUACUGUGAUCGAACCUUUUCCCGCUCAGACCAUCUGUCCCUGCACCGUAGGAGGCACAUUAUGAUGUGACAGGGCUCACGGACAUGUUGUGGCAUGGCAGGACUGAAGGAUACUUUGAUUUUUCAUCUACUUCUUCUGACUUCACUGAUGGAUACAAUGUCUCCUCUCUGCAAUAUGUGGUUAAAAUUUCACCUUUGUUAUUUUAUAUUCAACUAUUGCUGCCUAUUGUUUCUUUCCAGCACCUCUCUAUCAAGUUUCCUUUCAUUUUACCAUAUUGUACUCUAGUUACCUCAUCUUUUUAUUUCUUAUUUAUUUUUUCCUUGUCCUGUCUGUUCCUGUCACCCCGCACUAGCACAAAAGCACAGUAUUGAAGAACCCUUUUUCCUACUCCACCAGCAUCUUUGCUUCCCUUUACUCCUACGGGAGUGUGACAGACAUAUACUUCCCUACCUCCCUCAGGCUUGGACAUUAUAAAGCUUAAAGAAUACUCUUUAAGCCUCUGAGAUGCAGGAGGAAUUGCAGCAGUGAGUGCUUAUCCUCACUCACAUGAAGCUGGAUGAUUGAUUUUACAUUUUAAAAACAGCAAUACCAGAGUUCAGCACCUGAAAGUUUUCAUAACACAUAAUUUUGGACUCUUGUACACAAAUGGCAAACAAUCUGUAGUAUAUAUAGGUAAUGCAAAUGCUACAUCAGACAUGCCACUGUUUUAGGGUCACUUUAAAAGUAAUGGGAUUUGUCCCUUAUUUAACAUAUUAAUAGUUAGGCGCUAAAAAUGAAUUUGUAUUUACUUUUUAACUGUCUUUACCCUUCUUUUUAUAUUAGUUUUUAUUUUACAAAAUGUGUGCAUAUAGCUUCCAGACUGCAGGAGGUGUGUGUGCACACACAAACACACACAUCCAUCCUGUACUGAGGUGGACUGAUGUUACACAAAGGUAAAAUUUAGGAGCAUGAACUCCUCUGUGUCCACCCACAGGUGCAUCUACAUGUACAGUAUAUAUGUAAUUAUUUAUAUAUGCUACAUUACUGGCGCAUACACACAUAAAUUAUGCCAAUCAUUUUGACUCUAAAGUAAUAGUCUUAAACUCAAUCUAAUGGUUCUCAUGCCUUGUAAGUUAUCAACUUUUUUCUGAAGGAGUUAAGGUGUGUGGUAGCAUUUGCAUUUUAGUUUGUGGGAAAUGGGGGAGCAUUUUAAGUCUUUCUUCAUUUAUAAUUCCUGUUCUAAACUAUCUUACAGCUGCUCUUCUUUCCUCUCUGUCUUUUCUCAAGAAGCUCUGACCUGGGAAAAGCGUGAGAAACGCAACCAACAGAAGAAAGGGACAAUUUUGUGGAACACUUUACUGUGACUUAGCUCUGCCAGCAUUGGAAGGGAGGGAAUUGGUAUAAAUAAAUAAUAUUGAGGAGAA
Molecule: messenger RNA, 2958 nt
Organism: Pseudophryne corroboree (corroboree frog)
Lineage: Eukaryota; Metazoa; Chordata; Amphibia; Anura; Myobatrachidae
Product: Krueppel-like factor 12
Exons: 6
Coding region: 551-1624 (357 amino acids)
Biological process (GO): regulation of transcription by RNA polymerase II
Molecular function (GO): RNA polymerase II cis-regulatory region sequence-specific DNA binding; DNA-binding transcription factor activity, RNA polymerase II-specific
Source: RefSeq, a predicted model, not a curated record